AUGGCCAUGACCUGGGAGCCGCGGCCUACCGGGGUGCCACGAGCGCGGUGGGCCGAUGUGGUAGAUUCGUCGCAGGAACAGGAGGAUGCGUCGCAACAGGAAGUGCGAGCAUCGCAGCUUCUGCAUCAAGAUUCAUACCAAGAUUCCCAGGCCUCGCAGCAGGCCUCGCAAAGCGGCAUCUGCGACCUUCUGCGCAACAACGCGAACCUCGCCGAGGCCGGGGCGUCGCAAGAUGAUCGGAUGCCGGACGCAGAACUUGCCUCGAGCUCCACGGACCGCCCAGGUUUUCUGUCCCGGAGACGCCACAUGACCGAGGCAUCGGUGAGCGAGGCGAUGGGAACUGUGGCCGAAGAGCCCGAAGUCAGCCCGGUCCGCAAGGAGCGUCGUCCCUUGUCCUCGGUCCUGACGGAGGCGGCCUCGUCUCUUACUCCGGCACCUAAAGCGCAGGAGCGCAAAAGAGGUGGGACCGCUCAGUCAAGUCCAGCGACCAAGCGCCACCGUCCACGUGGCCGGAACUCAGUACCGCGAGAGGAGGAGCAAGGUGCGGCGCAGCAGAACCAAGCGCAGUUAAGUGAGGAGGACUGGGCGCAGCGCCAGAACAAGCGGCGAACAGUGAUCUCCUCGCACAAGCGCCGUCCCGACUACAUUGCUUACAACUCCGCCUGCCCGCGCGGAAGUCGGGACCCCGAAGAGCCCAAUACGCCCGAUCCCGACGCGAGAACGAGUAAGAGGCAGUGGGAAUCGGAGGUUCAGCACUGGCGCAAGUCGAUUCGCGAGUGGAACGGGGUGAACUUCUGCUGCAAGAGCGGGAUUAACAAGUUGUGA
Molecule: messenger RNA, 825 nt
Organism: Symbiodinium sp. CCMP2592
Lineage: Eukaryota; Dinophyceae; Suessiales; Symbiodiniaceae
Source: the annotation of a GenBank genome assembly